GUUUCAAAGUAGUCGCGUAGUCGCGUGUUCAUUUUCGGUCGUAGAUUUGCUCUUCCUACAAUCUUCUUAAUUCUUAAACUGGUUAUUCUUAUCCGCAAAAUUUUUCGAACGAUGGAUUCUCAAAGGCAAGUUUAGCCUUGUAGACUUAAUCGUGAAUGCCAUGGUUCUCAACAAGAAGGUGAAACAAAUUCAAGUCGCAGUUGUACCAGAUAUUUGGGUGUCAAGGUUCUGCUACUACCCUAAUUCCAAGAAUGCUCUGCCUUUGGUCAUGAAAAGAGCACCCGUUACAAAAACUUGGACCAAGUAUCAAGCAACCAUAAAAUUAACCUGUGAGGCGUACACAGAAGCUAGGGCCAAGUUGGCUGAAACCAAAUCUGACUUCGACACUCAAGUUUCACAAGAUGAUGAGGCAUCAGCUGUGAAUAAGGGGGGUAGACCCAAAGGUAAAAGAAGACCUACUAAUAAAAACUUUGGUACAGAUGAUUCAGAAGAUGUAGAGAGCAGUGAUUCUGAUUUGGAGGAACAUGACAACGAAGAAGUUGAAAAGGAACCUGCUGUCCCGGCUGGCUUGUGUGCUGUUAAAGAUAAAUCUGCAACAUGGUAUGUACCGCCACUAUCUUCUACAGUACCUUCUAAACAGGGUUUCACUUUUCCACCUGUUGUCAACGAUAUGAAAAUCAGCCAACCAACAGCUGCAUUAGUUAAUCAUUUUGACCAGCCAGCAACAACUACUCCAGCUCGUCAGCCGUAUUUUACUCAAGAAUAUUUGGGUAGUGGAGACAUUUCUAUGAACAACCAGCCACCAGCAAGUAUUUAUCAUCGCGAAAGUUCUAUUCGGCCAAGCACCGUUCCACCGCGUUUUCAACAGCAGCUCUACCCAAGUGCUGAUUCAUGGGAACGUAAAAGUGAAACUCAACAAAUGCAAACCUCCAUAGUAAACGAGACUGUGUAGAAUAAUUACGUCUUGUCUUUAUCAGCUCUAAGUAUCUUGACUAAAUAAUCAUACUUUUUCCAGAUGACCAAUACUCUACAAAUGUUCAACCAGAAUAUUAGUGCUCGUCACAGCCUGGAAUUUCUGGUUUUCAGAACACACACAAUUUACUCAAAUUGGUGUUGUGAGCAUUUUGCCCGAGACUCCUUUAUUAACUAAAAAUCUUUCAAACAACACUCUCGAUCCAGUUUCACUUCUGCCUCGGAGCGAUCUUGCUAGU
Molecule: messenger RNA, 1211 nt
Organism: Daphnia magna
Lineage: Eukaryota; Metazoa; Arthropoda; Branchiopoda; Diplostraca; Daphniidae
Exons: 5
Coding region: 161-952 (263 amino acids)
Source: RefSeq, a predicted model, not a curated record